This is a messenger RNA of Salvelinus namaycush (lake trout), 1710 nucleotides long. Its product is annotated as zinc finger protein 271-like. NCBI's taxonomy places the organism in Eukaryota, Metazoa, Chordata, Actinopteri, Salmoniformes, Salmonidae. The record is from RefSeq and is a predicted model, not a curated record. The annotation marks the transcript as partial. Gene Ontology annotation, biological process: regulation of cytokine production; regulation of immune system process; negative regulation of transcription by RNA polymerase II. The transcript is spliced from 4 exons.
ACUCACUGCUGCUCUGACUGUGGGAAGAGAUUCACCUCAUCAGGCAUUAAAAUUCAUCAGAGAAUCCACACAGGAGAGAAACCUUACAGCUGUGAUCAAUGUGGGAAGAGUUUUACUACAUCUGGCUCUCUGACAGUGCACCAGAGAAUACACACAGGAGAGAAACCUUAUAGCUGUGGUCAAUGUGGGAAGAGGUUUACUCAGUCUACCAGCCUGAUAUCGCACCAGAGAAUACACACAGGAGAGAAACCUUUUAGCUGUGAUCAAUGUGGGAAGAGUUUUACUACAUCUGGCUCUCUGACUUUACACCAGAGAAUACACACAGGGGAGAAAUCUUAUAGCUGUGAUCAAUGUGGGAAAAGUUUUAUUCAAUCUAGUUAUCUGACAAUGCACCAGAGAAUACACACAGGAGAGAGACCUUACAGCUGUGGUCAAUGUGGGAAGAGUUUUUGUCAAUCUAGAGAUCUGACAGUGCACCAGAGAGCACACACAGGAGAGAAACCUUAUAGCUGUGGUCAAUGUGGGAAGAGUUUUAUUACAUCUAGCAUUCUGACUCGACACCAGAGAACACACACAGGAGAGAAACCUUAUAGCUGUGGUCAAUGUGGGAAGAGUUUUAUUACAUCUAGCAUUCUGACUCAACACCAGAGAACACACACAGGAGAGAAAUCUUAUAGCUGUGGUCAAUGUGGGAAGAGUUUUGUUCGAUCUGGCCAUCUGACAAUACACCAGAGAACACACACAGGAGAAAAACCUUAUAGCUGUGGUCAAUGUGGGAAGAGUUUUGUUCGAUCUGACUAUCUGACAUUACACCAGAGAACACACACAGGAGAGAAAUCUCAUAGCUGGAAGAGAAUUCACUGCUGCUCUGACUCUGGGAAGAGAUUCACCUCCUCAUCAGGCAUUAAAAUUCAUCAGGGAAUCCACACAGGAGAGAAACCUUACUGCUGUGAUCAAUGUGGGAAGAGUUUUGUUCAAUAUAGCCAUCUGAAGAUACACCAGAGAACACACACAGGAGAGAAACCUUUUAGCUGUACUCAAUGUGGUAAGAGUUUUAGUCAUUCAACCAGCCUGAUAUCACACCAGAGAACACACACAGGAGAGAAACCGUAUAGCUGUGAUCAAUGUGGGAAGAGUUUUACUCAGCUAAGCAUCCUGAUAUCACACCAGAGAACACACACAGGCGAGAAACCUUAUAGCUGUACUCAAUGUGGGAAGAGUUUUACUCAGCUAAGCAACCUGAUAUCACACCAGAGAACACACACAGGAGAGAAACCGUAUAGUUGUGAUGAAUGUGGGAAGAUUUUUACUACUUCUAGAAAUCUGACUCGACACCAGAGAAUUCACACAGGAGAGAAACCUUUUAGCUGUACUCAAUGUGGGAAGAGUUUUACUCAGCUAAGCAACCUGAUAUCACACCAGAGAACACACACAGGAGAGAAACCAUAUAGCUGUGAUCAAUGUGGGAAGAGUUUUACUCAGCUAAGCAACCUGAUAUCACACCAGAGAACACACACAGGAGAGAAACCCUAUAGCUGUAAUCAAUGUGGGAAGAGUUUUACUCAGUCAAACAGCCUGGUACAACACCAGAGAAUUCAUUGGUUUGGCAAGAGUCUUGAUUGGUCACAACAGGGACAUGUGAUCAAUGCUGAUAUUCUGCAUAGCAACGUGAUCGAUGCUGAUAUUCUGCAUAGCAACAGCGACGUGUGA